Messenger RNA from Cydia amplana, 913 nucleotides. RefSeq lists its product as uncharacterized. The transcript is spliced from 3 exons. The record is from RefSeq and is a predicted model, not a curated record. Gene Ontology annotation, molecular function: structural constituent of chitin-based larval cuticle. Gene Ontology annotation, cellular component: chitin-based extracellular matrix. Lineage: Eukaryota; Metazoa; Arthropoda; Insecta; Lepidoptera; Tortricidae. The coding region runs from base 1 to 603 and encodes 200 amino acids.
AUGUUAUCUUUUUCUUUACAGUGUGUGGUUAUAGUCAGCACAGUGGCCGUGGCUUCGCCAGUUAGCAGUAGCAAUGGCAAAUGGAUUCCUGAGAAGUACGGAGAAGCCGGCAGGUACAACAGACCGAGAGACGAGGGUAAAUACGUGCACAUACCCUACCCUUACAUACACAUCGACAACCCGUACGACGGCGGCUACGGGCCGUAUGCGCACCAAUACGAGCCUUACGAAGGCGCAGAAUCCGUCGACCAGUACAGACUAGUACUCCAGCCUGGCGAUGACAAUCCCUUCUAUAAGGAAGGCUACUAUAGGAACAACGGAAUUAAGAUCAUUAGCCAGAAUCACAACUACCAUGAAGACAAAUACGAUUUUGACUUUGAGACCGAGAACAAGAUUCGCGCUGAAGAAAAAGCCAUUCUGAAGAACCCGAACUCGAUCGACGAAGGCAUAGCCUCGGAAGGUUUCUACGAGUACAUAGGCCCCGACGGUUUCAUGUACCGCGUCGACUACACCGCCGACGAGAACGGCUUCAGGCCCAAAGUGAAGAGGUUAGAGACCCCUUACUCCGGCAAGUGGAUACGAGAAAAAAUUAACAACUACUAGACAAAUCAAUUCAUACAUGUAUAUACCAAAAACCAAAUAAACGAAUCACUCAUAAAUCAGUAUUGUAAAUAAGUAGGCAACAAUUAUUUCUUUAGUGCACGCCUGCGAUUUAUUUAACUAUCUGCCAUUUCAUAGAUCACGAUCUGUUUCAUGAACUUGACAUUUAGAUUUUCGUUUUGACCGACAUUAUUGAAUCUUUUGAGAUCCACCGCAGCGAUAUUUCCAUAUCAAUCAAGUACUUUCGUAGGGAGUUAAGUACCAGAUUCAAGUUAAAGUAAGUACAAAGGCUUCUUUAGUUCGGCGUUCCCUU